Talpa occidentalis (Iberian mole) is the source of this 907-nucleotide messenger RNA. RefSeq names its product histo-blood group ABO system transferase 2-like. The record is from RefSeq and is a predicted model, not a curated record. Gene Ontology annotation, cellular component: Golgi apparatus; vesicle; membrane. The transcript has 4 exons. Gene Ontology annotation, molecular function: glycoprotein-fucosylgalactoside alpha-N-acetylgalactosaminyltransferase activity. The coding region runs from base 31 to 891 and encodes 286 amino acids. NCBI's taxonomy places the organism in Eukaryota, Metazoa, Chordata, Mammalia, Eulipotyphla, Talpidae. Gene Ontology annotation, biological process: carbohydrate metabolic process.
GGUGGCUGGCAGGUGGUGAAACUGCCCCGGAUGCUCUACCCGCAGCCCCAGGUGCUGACACCCACGAGGACGGAUGUCCUGGUCCUGACCCCCUGGCUGGCCCCCAUCGUCUGGGAGGGGACAUUCAACAUCCACAUUCUCAACGAGGAGUUCCGGCUCCGGAACGCCACCGUCGGACUGACCGUGUUCGCCCUCAAAAAGUACGUGGCCUUCCUGAAGCUGUUCCUGGAGACGGCGGAGCAGCACUUCAUGGCGGGGCACCGCGUCACCUACUACGUGUUCACCGACCGGCCGGCCGACGUGCCCCACGUGCCGCUCGCACCCGGCCGGCGCCUGGAGGUGCUGGAGGUCCCCGCCUCAAAGCGCUGGCAGGACGUGUCCAUGCGGCGCAUGGAGAUGAUCGGCCGCGCGUGCGAGCAGCGCUUCCGGCGCGAGGUGGACUACCUGGUGUGCGCGGACGUGGACAUGCGCUUCGCUGACCACGUGGGCGUGGAGAUCCUGGCCCCGCUCUUCGGCACCCUGCACCCCGGCUUCUACGGGGCAGCCCGCAGGUCCUUCACCUACGAGCGCCGGCCAAAGUCGCGGGCCUACAUCCCCUGGGACCAGGGCGACUUCUACUACAUGGGCGCCUUCUUCGGGGGGUCGGUGGCCGAGGUGCAGCGGCUCACCACGGCCUGCCACCGCGCCAUGGGGGAGGACAAGGCCAACGGCAUCGAGGCCGUGUGGCACGACGAGAGCCACCUGAACAGGUACCUGCUGGACCACAAGCCCACCAAGGUGCUGUCCCCGGAGUACAUGUGGGACGAGCAGCUGCUGGGCCGGCCGGCCGUCAUGAAGAAGCUGAGGUACGUGGCCGUGCCCAAGAACCACCAGGAGAUCCGGGGCCCUUGAGGGGACCCGCCCACGA